AUGAAUCCUGCUCGUCACAACUGGCACGCACACAGCCUACGGGCAGGAUUCUUCUUCUGCUCGGCGGGGAUGACCCCUCCCGAUCGCUUGGAGGAUACACAUAUACAGGGAUGGACCGGCCCACCCAGCGAUGAAGGGCUGGGCGCGGCAGCAACCAGGGCUGAGGACCAUUUCUUUGCGACCACGGGGCCAUCUUGUAGCCUUCAAGCCCGAAACUUUCGACAGGGGAGGCCAGCCGAGCAGCCGAUGGUUUCCGUUGCCCACGCCCGAUGGCUCCCGUCGUCUCCUUCGCUAUCAUCUGGCUCGCGAGACAUCAUUAACCAGAAUCCGACGACACCGAGUAUUUUCACCCGUUCUCUCUCGCCCAACAUCUACAUCCCGUCUACCACCCCGCCGGCCGCCCCAUUCAGUCAGUCUCACGGCCAUUCAGUAAGCCCCGGCUCAGCAGAGCUCGGGAAUCCUUAG
This is a messenger RNA of Puccinia triticina, 465 nucleotides long. RefSeq lists its product as uncharacterized. The record is from RefSeq and is a predicted model, not a curated record. The transcript has 2 exons. Bases 1 to 465 code for a protein of 154 amino acids. Lineage: Eukaryota; Fungi; Basidiomycota; Pucciniomycetes; Pucciniales; Pucciniaceae.